This is a messenger RNA of Leptosomus discolor (cuckoo roller), 81 nucleotides long. The record is from RefSeq and is a predicted model, not a curated record. NCBI's taxonomy places the organism in Eukaryota, Metazoa, Chordata, Aves, Leptosomiformes, Leptosomidae.
GUUCCCGGUGAGGGGAAGACAGGUGAGCCUGGCAUGGCUGGACCCAUCGGCCCCCCGGGAAUGCCGGGCCCCUCUGGCAUC